Messenger RNA from Clonostachys byssicola, 2631 nucleotides. NCBI's taxonomy places the organism in Eukaryota, Fungi, Ascomycota, Sordariomycetes, Hypocreales, Bionectriaceae. The record is from the annotation of a GenBank genome assembly.
AUGGAUUCGGAAGACGGAGAUCUGUUUAUAAAACACCUUGCUGGCUUCGUGCGAACGCACGAAAAGGCCCUUGCAAAUGCUCUGCAACUGCAGCGCCGUGACACACGACAUCGACCGACCCAGAGUACGAGCUCCGUGAGCCUGCCCAGAACACCAACUCUUCCCGACCGACCCGCCACAUCGGCAUCAACCUCGAGCUCCUUGGGGAGCGCCUUUUCCUUCGGGGGUCUCGGCCUCAGUUCGAACAAUGUCAAGUCAGCAAAGCUGGCCUUGACACCACACCACCUGUUUUACCUGCUCUCACGAUUCGAAGAGCUCGGUAUUGCCGUGGGGCCCAUGAAAGUUCGGCUAGAAAACCUUCACGAUAGUUCCACCUCUGCCAACUAUGUGUCAUUUCUUAGCAAUACCCAGCGUUCCAGGAGUCGUGACUCCGAUGUGGGCUCCAUCCGCUCCGUCUCUAGUGUCGGCGGCGUCAUGUCAAGCAUGUCAGCAUUAUGGGCGAGCCUAGGCAUCAGCGCCAGUAUAUCAGCGGCCAGGACGGAACGACAGAAGGCAGCGCUCGACUCGGACAUGAAAUACCUGUACUCAGCUUUCACGAAGAUUCCCUGCCUCCGCCUGGCCCCCGACUGGCGUGCCCGACUCAUUCGCGGGUACGAGGAGUUCCCAUUCGAUUCUGCUGUUCCUCUGUACGCUUUCAAAAACUUGCAGUCUUUGGAAGUCAGCAGCAUCGAUUUCAGGCAAUUCUUUGGGUGGGACCGCCUCGCUGACCAGUUGCGCUCUCUUUCCCUCAAACGAGCUGGCAUCGAAGAUCCGGCCGAUAUCCUCAUCGACAUCGUGCUGGAUGACAUGGAUCAGAGACGCCGAAGGUCGUCCAAGACUCAGGCAUCACCUACCGCUACUCUGGGUUACAGCAACAGUCCCCGUCGAGGUUCAACCACCAUGCACCAUGAGCUCCAACGCUCAAUGACCGUUCCUUUGCCGUCUGCCUUGCCUCCCCCCUCCCCUUCUAAUGAUCCUAGGCACUCUGCCGGGGACCUCCGCGUAGGUUCUCUGACGCCUAGCGAACAUGCGAUUGAGGACAGCAGUGCAUCAGAUAGCGCCAAAACGCCAUCGAGAAACGAGAACCGCAAGUACCAAAAGCCUUUGACCCACGAUGGUAGACCAAGGAGUAGCUCGCCCUCCCGCAUGGGAGGUGCUCGCCAUCCACCCAGCCACACCAGGUCGUCGGAGCGCAUCCGCCGAUCUGGCUCAGGGAGCUCCUACUCCAGUCUCGCGGACUCUUGGCCAUUGCACUCUCGCAACAGCUCUGGAAAUCUCAUGGCAACGAUGACUCUGCCCUCUUCGAAGUGGCGCUUUUUGAGACAUCUGAGUUUGGCAGACAAUUCCAUGACCUCGAUACCACCUGCUGGCUUACAACCCCUAUCCAACACGCUCUACUCUUUGGACUUGUCUUCCAACUUGUUCAGCCAGGUACCGGAAAGCCUAGCAACGCUGACGGCUCUCCGCGCCCUGAACCUGUCACAUUGCAUGAUUGAUUCCCUCCACUCGCUGACUCGGAACCCACUGCCUGCUAUUACAGCCCUCAAUCUUCGAGCUAAUCGGCUGCAGUCCCUGGCAGGCAUUGAAAAGCUAUACCCCCUCGAAAGGCUAGACUUGCGAGACAACCGUCUGACAGACCCAAUGGAACUGGCACGGUUGACGGGUAUUCCAGAUCUGCGGGAAAUUUGGGUUGAAGGCAACAACUUCACCCGAUCCCAUCGUGACUAUAGGAUUUCAAUCUUCAACCUGUUUCGUAAAACCCCCGGGUACACCGAGGACAUUUUGAUCGAUGGCACUGGUCCCAGCUAUGCCGAGAAACGCCUCCUUGUUGAUCGCGUUCCCAUUCCGGAGCCCAUCUCCGUCGUGAAACCAAAGGCUCCUGAGAUGGCUUCGGUCGAGGUAAACAAGCCUGCGAUUGUAUACGGUACACAGAAAGAGAAUUCUGCUCGCAAUGACGGUCCAAUCUCCAAGGUUAUUGUAGGCGAGAGCGCCACUGGCGCGACGAAACGCCGCAAAACCCCCAAGCGUCGAAUCGUCGAUUUGUCCUCGGGCGAGACCCCCCCUUCGCCCACUGCCAUCGACAUUCACAAGAAUACCACCCCAACCGAACGCACGGUUCCUCUCAAAACCGAGCGCCUUGCACCUCUCAGAACGUCAACGGAACCAAAUUACCUCAUUUCCCUGACGCCACAUACCCAACUCCUCUCACCCUCCGAAUUCCAAGAUAGCCAUGGAAGCUCGGUAGUUUCUCAAGCGGCCAUACCGCGCAUCGAUACUGAUGUAGUCGGUGAUGUGGAUGCGACGCCACCGCCCAUUGCAGAAGACUCUGAUCCAACCUGGAAUAAGACCCAAGACUGGGGAAAGGAUGGCGAGACCUAUCGCUUGAAAAUUCAGGCCUUGCGGGACAAGGUCGGGACCGAUUACUUGAGUGUCCUGAGUGAGGAGAGUUGGCAACCAAGACACCCAACCAGCUUUAUUUCAAACUCAGGUCCUUCUUCCUCAGCAAUCUCUCCAGUACAUAUCCCUGAUCAUGCUUUCUCGCCUUCCCCUCUACAUGAGGGACGCACCCUGGGCCAGCCACUGAGCUCGUGA